ACGCCCGCUGCGUCGGUCGCCGCCGCCGCCGCCGCUGCUGCGUCUGCCGCUGCCGCUGCUCGUCGCACUGUUGGCCGCGCCGACGCCCGCCCUGCCCGACAAGAUCGACAAGAUCCCCAUCGGUGCCAUCUUCGAGCAGGGCACGGACGAGGUGCAGGCGGCGUUCAAGUUGGCGAUGCUGACGCACAACAAGAACACGUCGGGCCGCUUCGAGCUGCAGGCCUUCGUCGACGUCAUCAACACCGCAGACGCCUUCAAGCUGUCCCGGCUCAUCUGCGGGCAGUUCUCCCGCGGUGUGUUCUCCCUGGUGGGCGCCGUCAGCCCCGACUCGUUCGACACGCUGCACUCCUACAGCAACACCUUCCAGAUGCCCUUCGUCACGCCGUGGUUCCCCGAGAACGUGCUGGCGCCGUCUUCGGGCCUGAUGGACUACGCCAUCAGCAUGCGGCCCGAGUACCACCAGGCCAUCAUCGACGUGGUCCGCCACUACGGCUGGAACCGCAUCAUCUACCUAUACGACACGCACGACGGACUGCUGCGGCUGCAGCAGAUAUACCAGAGCCUGCGGCCGGGGAAGGACUCCAUCCAGGUGGAGGCGGUGAAGCGCAUCCAAAACACCUCGGAGGCGAUGGACUUCCUCCAUAGUAUCGAGGAGAUCAACAGGUGGGCGAACAAGUACAUCGUCCUCGACUGCCCUACUGAGAUGGCGAAGGACAUCGUCGUCAGCCAUGUUCGUGACGUCACGCUGGGCAAGCGCACCUACCACUACCUGCUGAGCGGCCUGAUCAUGGACGACCGGUGGGAGACGGAGGUGAUCGAGUACGGCGCCAUCAACAUUAGCGGAUUCCGGAUCGUGGACUCCAGCCGGAGUUUCGUGCGGAACUUCCUGGAGGGCUGGAGGCGCUUGGAGCCGGACACGACGCCGGGCGCGGGCCGCGACUCCAUCUCGGCGCCGGCGGCGCUGAUGUACGACGCGGUGCUGGUGCUGGUGGAGGCGAUGAACCGGCUGCUGCGCAAGAAGCCGGACGUGUUCCGCGGCUCGCUGCGGCGCGGCCAGCUGCCGGGCAACGCGACGCGCGCGCUCGAGUGCAGCGCCAGCAAGGGCUGGGUCACGCCCUGGGAGCACGGCGACAAGAUCUCGCGCUUCCUGCGCAAGGUGGAACUGGAGGGCCUGACAGGAGACAUACGCUUCAACGACGACGGCCGCCGCCAGAACUACACGCUGCACGUCGUCGAGAUGACGAUCAACAGCGCCAUGGUCAAGGUGGCGGAAUGGUCGGACGAGACGGGUCUGACGCCGGUGGCCGCCAAGUACGUCCGGCUGCGGCCCAACGGCGAGUACCAGAGGAACAGGACCUACAUCGUCACCACCAUAGUGGAGGAGCCGUACAUCAUGAUGCGGAAGGCGAUGCCGGGCGAGACGCUCAGGGGCAACGAGCGCUUCGAGGGCUACUGCAAGGACCUGGCCGACCUCAUCGCCCGCAGGAUCGGCAUCAACUACGAGCUGCGCAUCGUCAAGGACGGGAAGUACGGCGCGGAGAACCCCGACGUGAAGGGCGGCUGGGACGGCAUGGUGGGCGAGCUGGUGCGCAAGGAGGCGGACAUCGCGAUCGCGUCGAUGACGAUCACGUCGGAGCGGGAGCGCGUGAUCGACUUCAGCAAGCCGUUCAUGUCGCUGGGCAUCAGCAUCAUGAUCAAGAAGCCGGUGAAGCAGAAGCCGGGCGUGUUCAGCUUCCUGAACCCGCUCAGCAAGGAGAUCUGGGUGUGCGUCAUCUUCUCGUACGUGGGCGUCAGCAUCGUGCUCUUCAUCGUGUCGCGCUUCUCGCCCUACGAGUGGCGCCUGCUGCCGCCCGGGGGCAGCGCCGCCGCCGCCGCCACCGCCACCGCCGUCGGCGUCGGCGUCUUCGACGACGCCGUCUCCGCGGGGGUGGGCGUCGGCGUGACGGGCGUCGGCCGCUGCGGCGUCCUCGCCAACGACUUCAGCAUCCUCAACAGCCUGUGGUUCGCGCUCGGGGCCUUCAUGCAGCAGGGCUGCGACAUCUCCCCCAGGUCGAUCUCGGGCCGCAUCGUGGGCAGCGUGUGGUGGUUCUUCACGCUGAUCCUCAUCUCGUCCUACACGGCCAACCUGGCCGCCUUCCUCACCGUGGAGCGCAUGGUGGCGCCCAUCAACAGCCCCGAGGACCUGGCCUCGCAGACCGAGGUGCAGUACGGCACUCUCUACCACGGCGCCACCUGGGACUUCUUCAGGAGGUCGCAGAUCACGCUGUACAGCAAGAUGUGGGAGUUCAUGAACUCACGGAAGAACGUGUUCGUGCGCACGUACGACGAAGGUAUCCGGCGAGUGAGGACCUCCAAGGGCAAGUACGCGCUGCUCAUCGAGUCUCCCAAGAACGACUACAUCAACGAGCGGGAGCCGUGCGACACAAUGAAGGUCGGCCGCAACCUGGACGCCAAGGGCUUCGGAGUCGCUACCCCGCUAGGAUCGCCUCUCAGGGACCCGAUUAACCUGGCUGUUCUGACGCUGAUCGAGAACGGCGAGCUGACCAAGCUGAAGAACCGCUGGUGGUACGACCGCACCGAGUGCAAGCACAGCGACAAGCAGGACGCGACGCGGAACGAGCUGUCGCUGAGCAACGUGGCGGGCAUCUUCUACAUCCUGAUCGGCGGCCUGCUGCUGGCCAUCCUGGUGGCGCUCGCCGAGUUCUGCUACAAGUCGCACUCGGACGCGGCGCGCGCCAAGAUUCCCUUGUCGGAUGCCAUGAAGGCGAAGGCGAGGCUGACCAUCGGUGGAGGAGCCGACUUCGAGAAUGGACGGUACUACACGCCGGCCAACCAGAUCAACAGCGCGGACGGCGACCAGCUGCACAGCAACACGCACACGCAGGUCUGAGUGUGGCUGUCUGUCCGUGUUUCUCUGCCCAGCCGCCAACGUCACUCCUGCGCAUGCGCGGCCGCCGCCAGUGGCGCCACGUUCGAUCAGCGGUCUCGCAAUGAAACAGCCAGUCGUCGACUGGAUCGCCAGCGCGCCGCAUGCAGUCACGCCGUCCGCCGAUGCAAUCACCGUCGGAAUUCGACAGUCCUACAGUCACGACAUGGGAUAUGAUACUCAUCUGUCGCCUACCGGCUCAUAAAACUUUCCAACCUAUCAGAUGACACAUUUCUCACUCUGGAAUAUUUCAGUGCUCAAAAUUACUGCUCAUGUACAUUCUACUUCAUCUCCACCCUUUGUUUAUACCUGGUCCAAGCAGUAACAACAUGAAGAGCUGUCGUAUUAGUUAUCGUUUCCUUCAUUUCCACGUUGAUUCAGAACGUACCAAUGUCUCGAAGUGAAACCGCAAUUUUGUACCUGAUCGAAGUAUAUAGAAUGUAACAAAGGUGUUGAAGGGCAAUGUAAAUAAGUCAAGUAAAAUGAUAUAAGUUGCCUUGCUCUCAGCCAUUCACCGUCUAAAUGCGAAUUAUUUGUCCGAAAAGUGGCGUUUCGCCUCUGAACUCGGAGACUGAUGUUUAUAGAAACAGUAGCACGCAGAUUUUUUUGUAACUGCGUCACGUUUUGGAUGAGAGGAGCUUAAUAAAAAGUCUGAGAAUACCUCCUGCAUCAUGUAAAGCCGUAUCUUCGGCGAUAAUGUUGCACACGAUAUUCUAAAAAUGGAAAAAUGUUAAAUUCUGAAGAAUUUACAAAUCUUGCUCUGCUGAAGAAAGAAGAUCAGUUAUUUUGGGGCACGUGCUUGGAGAAGCUGCCUGAAUAUCGCAUCAUUAAAAAAGGACGAUAUUUUGUUUAGGAUAUUUGUAAUAGACACAAAACUGCACUAUACACGCCUGGGAUUUUAGAUUUGUUAUACUUGGUUGUUUUCUUCACUUAUCAUAGCGAAAGCCAUCUAAAGAGAUCAUAUUUUUGUUUUAUUGCAAUCAGUUCUAAGUGUAGAUUAAUUUAAAAUUAUGAUAGAAAAGUUUUCUAUCGGUGUGGAACAUAUUUGUGAAUUCUUCAGACAUAUACGAGCACAAGUGAAAACAAUGUUUUUUCCUUGUGGUCUAAUCAAAACCAACUGUUCAUCUAGAUUACACGAAUACUUCAGUGCAGAAUUUUGUGAAUAGUUUUAACAAGACUUUGGCACUUUACACUGUGCAAAACUUCAUCAUUCUUCUGUGAGAGUCAACAUGUACAACUCACGGUGCAAAACAGUAAUUUUAGUUUAAGUGUGAGUUCUUACUAACAUAUCGUGCUGCAAUAUCAUGAGUUUCAAAUUCCCUCGAAAACAUCUUUUAAAAAUUUGUGUUUUAGAUGUUUUUAAGGCUCUUUAUAAAACUACGUUAAUUAUAAGAUACUGUGUAGAUGUCUUGUACCAUUGUCGCUGUUAUUCAACGCUUCCUGAAGACUUCAUUGUACCACUGCGACGAAACAAUCAUCGUUCAUCACCAGCGCAUUGAGAUGGAUGAGGGAGGCUGUGUUUUUGGCUCACAUUACAGCAUUACGUCUAAGCUAACGACUGUGUUCAUUUCUGCUGCAGGAGUGCACAUGCUAACAAUAUAAGAAACGGGGUGGGAUACACCAUUGGAAUUCCAGGAUAAACGUGGAUGAACACGGAGUGACUUUAGAAACACUUUUGAGUGAUACCCUUCUUAAGUGAGUUCUCCAUUACAUUUAACGUUCCACUUGUUCUACGUCCUUCUACCAGUACUACGUAGCAUAACUUUUACUUUUGUUUCGAGGAGUACUCAUGCAGCGAACUAUUGACGUCCAACACGGCAGUAUUUUCGAAUCGUAUUGUAAAGCUUUCCUUGUAAGUGUGACUGUAGAACAUUACGACAUUCAUUUAGAAGAUGCUUGCCCCAGUGAGAACGUUUCUUUUCUUCUUUAACCAAGGCUGUAUUUAAGAGAUUAUUCCACUGCAUACUGCUACACCGGUGUCGACGUUCAGAGACGUUUCACAAUGGUACCCGUUCAAAAACAUGCAUCUGUUCAUUUCUGUCAAAUUCUUAUUCUUGUACGAGCACACACAGACACACAGAAAUUGCAUUUUUACAGUCUUCAUCCAUGUUGGAGGCAGUAUUCGAAGCAAAACAUCAGAUUAUGGAGUUGAGACCAGUAAGUUGAGAAUAAUUCAUCAUAAGUACAUCCAUCCCGUAGGACGUUCUACACGAUACUUCCUGGCAGAUUAAAACCGUGUACAGGAACGGGUCUAAAACCCAAAACCUUGCGUGUCGCGGGAAAUGCUGUUAUCGACUGAGCUGUCCAGGCACAAUCCCGAAUCCGCCGUCAUAGCUUUACAUCUAGCCCUAAUUCCAUCCUACUUUCCAAACCGGUCAACAAUUUGUUCACAGCUGUUACUAUUUUUGUAGGCGUUUAAGUUAACACUGCACUGUCUGCCUAACUACAGUCCAAUAUUCAACUCUCGUGUUGUUUCAAAUAUACUUCUAGAACCUUAAAUAAAUUGUUCUCAUGCUUGUUAGGCAGUGUUAGGCUAUCCGUAAAUCGACAUCCCUGAACCGGCAAUCUUGAAAUCAUCUAGAAAAUUUCUUUUACCCGAUGCUUUUGGUGACUACACCGCUACAAUUUUUGGAGAUUUAUUUAUGGAAGGUUAGGCACAAAGUUUCUAUCUUAUAAUCAGGCGAUUCCUCAACAGCAUGCGAAUUUAGCUUCCAUCUCCUCCUUCUCGGUUUGUAGUUCUUUAAUUCGAAGACAUACAUCUUACAUUUUAAAACAUCAAAUUGUCCUGACUAAAAUCUGUUCAAAGCUAGGUCCGUGCUUUUGGUGUUACCUGCUGUCUUUAAGGUGUGAAACACAACUGGCGUCACGUCCCGUAUGUCUGUUACUGAGGCAAUGUUAUGUGUGAUUAUUAGAUUACAAACGAGCUUUCACAAUGACUUCCACCCUGCUGAUUUACAAACAGAAGGAGAUUCCAUAAGUUAAUUCGACGAAUUCCCUUGAAUAGAAGGUCCUGCAUUUUGUUAUUUUACCGCUUCAUGGAGUGAUCUCUUGAUUGUCCACAAGGUGAUACUACAGCGUUAUCAACGAAAUUAGUUUACUACUCCAUGUCUACAAGACAUUUAUAAUACAUAAUUUAUAUAUUGCAUAAAAGUAAUUUCUGUCUCGGUGGUAGGUUUUUUAAUUGCUUGCUAAUGGUAAAUCAGAUUUUUGUGGAAUUUGGUAAGUCUAUAAUGUUUGCAUGUAAAUAUGUAUACUUCGUAGGAUUUACUCAAUGUAAUGAAGAAUGUGUUGUACUGGCCAUCCUUGGAAUGAGCCAGGAGUCUGGUCUCACAUAGAGAAACACGCUAACAAACGACAGGACUUUGCACGGCCUAAUGACAGAAAUGUAGUGGACUAGUGAUUCUGCUCGUAUAAUAUGAUUUUUUUAAAAUGGAUGAUAAUUUAAUUUUCUCUGAUCUCACUCUUUUAAUAUCGUAUGUAAUUUAUAUCCAUGUAUUGUGGCGAGAGAAUAAUAUCAGUUCAGAUGUAAAUCAUCGGUUUUGAACCUGCUAUCUCAACAAUAUCAAGUAGGGUUCAGGUACCCCUAUUGUUGUAAUGGCUGAUAUCAUUUCUUUUACGUUUGAAGUACGAAAUCACUCCUUGGUUCAGACACGGUCUGCUGCUUUGCAUGUUUAUUCAGGUCAGACAGUAAUAUGGUAAAAUAACUGCCUGUAAAUGCUCUGUGAACUGGGAACCAGAAACCGCAGUGAUCUCGUUUGUUUCAUUUUUUCAGCUCCGAUUUUAUCACUUCCAUAGACCAAUUUUUCUUGCUAUCUUCCGCAGUUCCAUCACCAUUUACUCAUAACGCCACACACACAUAAAUACAAAAUUCACAUAAGUGCCAGUUACGCUCGAUUGUCUACUAGAGCUGCUGAAGUUAGUGAGUCCAUUACUUGAAUUCUGUUAAUUUAAUGAGCACCUAGGUAACUUCUACGCUCUUAAGGACAAUGUGGACAGCUGGCCAAAACAUGCACACUAUUCCAGAAAUUCUAACUUUAUUUUUUGUUUACAAGAAAAUCUUACUGUGGAUGUUAUUGGGGUUAUAAGAUACGGGUGGCUUUAUUCGAUGGCUUAUGUACUACUUCAAAAGUUUGGUUUUGUGCUGAGGAGAUUUUCGUCUUGUAAUUUAGGAAGGCGUACGAGCUCAGAAAAUGUGUUAAGUAUGGGGCCUUAUUAAGUGUAAUUAGGAGGCACGUAGUCUUGUGCAGUAACUGCAGUCAAUCGUGGAAGUAUUUUGUUACAUUUGGACAAAUAUGUUAUUUAGAGUCAGUUUCCGUACCCACUGUACAUUUAUUGCGAAUUUAUUGCAGUUGCAGAAGUUCACAGAAAUAAGAUGUGCUUAAUUCACCAAAGGACUUUUCAAAUCAUAGGCCACAAACAACAUGGCACAACAUCUAACCGUAGGUGGAAAUUCUUCUAGCGUUUUCAGUGGAAUGCAUUGCAGCAUCCGGACGUUUCCGACCCUUUUUAACAGAAAUUCAAGAUUUUCUUGAACAGUGUUAUGUCAUACUAUUAGAAUUUAAUAUAUCCGAUAUUAUGUAAUCAAACUAUAGCAGAAACUGAUAGCAACUGCUCCAGCAUUCGUAAUACCCAAAUGUUUACGCCAGCUAUUAAGUAACGAAAUCUCGGUCCAUAACUAAUACAAUUCUUUCGAAUUUAAAACUGCUGUACGGCAGUAUACUACUUAAACUUCCAAGCUAAGCACACAGCACUAGGCACGAUUAUUUUCCAGUUCUAUAUCAAAUGAAUUACUUCGAAGCUUGGUCUCCGUGUUCUUUCCCGUAUAUCCUGAAUUUAUGGUGAAUGUCGCACCUAACUACUACAGACAUUUUGAAACAAUCAAUUUCGUGUUUUACAUUCUUCAGUCUGGAGAACCAUACCUUACGUGUGUUUUGCCCAACGUGUCACGCAACACCGGAUUCUAAUAAUAAGACAAUAAUUUACCGUUUUUCAACAUUAUGUGUAUUUCACUAAAGGACCUUCAUAUUACAGCUAUUUCAGGCUAUAAGAAAGAAAUACCAUUUGGAGUAACGCACAGAAUGCAGCUGUGUCUACACCGGAAAGCCAAUGAUUGCACGAAUUUUUGUACAAUGCUUUCCUGAAACUAGCAGGAAAUACGAUCUUUUCGUUCGAAACCACCGUUUCUUAGUUGUUCGUAUGAUCUCUGAAACGCUUUUCCCGGCCUCCCUCUUACUGUGUCACUCUGUUUACUGUCUGAAUAAACGUAAAUUUUUAUUGUCGUUCGUGUUCUUUGAAAUGGAAAGAGCACACCUCAAAACAAGAAAUUACAAAUACGAUUUGUACAGAAACGAAAAUGCAA
Molecule: messenger RNA, 8285 nt
Organism: Schistocerca serialis cubense
Lineage: Eukaryota; Metazoa; Arthropoda; Insecta; Orthoptera; Acrididae
Product: glutamate receptor 1-like
Exons: 19
Coding region: 176-2890 (904 amino acids)
Biological process (GO): modulation of chemical synaptic transmission; synaptic transmission, glutamatergic
Cellular component (GO): postsynaptic membrane; plasma membrane
Molecular function (GO): transmitter-gated monoatomic ion channel activity involved in regulation of postsynaptic membrane potential; glutamate-gated receptor activity
Source: RefSeq, a predicted model, not a curated record